Cryptotermes secundus is the source of this 1461-nucleotide messenger RNA. Its product is annotated as tigger transposable element-derived protein 4-like. Gene Ontology annotation, molecular function: DNA binding. Gene Ontology annotation, cellular component: nucleus. NCBI's taxonomy places the organism in Eukaryota, Metazoa, Arthropoda, Insecta, Blattodea, Kalotermitidae. The transcript is spliced from 2 exons. The record is from RefSeq and is a predicted model, not a curated record. Bases 1 to 1461 code for a protein of 486 amino acids.
AUGAGAAAUAAAACAAAAAUUAUUAAUGCAUUUAAACAAAAUGGGUCGAGAAUAAAGCGAUUGCGUAAGCCUGAACGGAGUGAUGUCGAUGAAGCGCUGCUUAAAUGGUUUAAGCAGCAAAGAAGUGAUAACGUACCAGUUAGUGGCCCUCUUCUUAUGGUGAAAGCUGAAGAAUUCGCAAAAAAGUUAAAGGAUGAAGAAUUCGUGUGUGGUGCUGGAUGGACUGAUAAGUUCAAGUUGCGUCACAACAUUACGUUCGGUAAAGUGAGUGGUGCAGCCAGGGGUGUAAAUACCGAAACUACAACUGAAUGGCUUACUGCCGUGUGGCCCAGCAUACGUAAAGGAUAUGCAGACAAGGAUAUCUUUAAUGCCGAUGAGACCGGCAUUUUCUUUCGAUUGACACCUGACAGGACACUGAAAUUUAAGGGUGAGAAGUCUGUUGGCGGCAAGUUGUCGAAAGAGCGGAUUACAGCUCUUGUUUGUGCUAAUGCGACUGGAAGCGAGAAGAGGAAAUUGCUUGUGAUUGGAAAGUCAAAAAAUCCUAGAUGUUUUAAAAAUGUGGAAAACCUACCAGUGCGCUACAGUGCUAACAAAAAAUCGUGGAUGACUUCUAGUUUGUUCGAAGCUGAACUCAGGUCUUGGGACCGGGAACUUCAAACAAGGAAAAGAAAGAUCAUCUUGCUUGUAGACAACUGUCCAGCGCACCCUGUACUUCAAAAUCUAGAGAAGAUUAAACUUGUGUUUAUACCUGCAAACACUACAAGCGUAUUGCAACCCAUGGAUCAGGGAGUCAUAAGGAACCUGAAAUGUCACUACCGCAAACUGAUAUUGUUAAGAAUUGUAGAGAGCAUCGAGAAGAAGCAAGAUUACACAGUUACACUGCUGGACGCAAUACGAUUCAUUGAAAAAGCAUGGAGACGAGUAACUACAAAAACAAUUCAGAACUGCUUCCGGCAUGCGGGAAUCUUAUCAACUCAGGGAUUGAAUGGCACUGAGAAUGAGGAUGACACCAAUAAUGACGAUGAUUUACCUUUAACAGAAUGGUUGCGUAAAGUCAAUUGUGAUGAACUAGGUCAGUAUGACUAUGAGGCAUAUGCAACAAUAGACGACAACAUUGUUACAACGGAGGCACAAACAGACGACGAUAUUGUAUCGGAAGUGAAGAAGGAUACAGAGGAGGAAGAUGAGGAGGGAGGAGAAGAAUGUUCCGAAGUCUCCAUCCCUACUGUGAGUGACGCGCUUGAAGCCAUUAGGGUUGUGAACUUGUUUUAUGAAUCCAGGGGAGGCAGCAGUGAAAUUGUGACAAAAAUUAUGGACAUUGAACGUAAUUUAGAAAGUGUGUAUUGGGCAAGUAACAGGAAACAGAUGAAGAUAACUGAUUACUGUAAUACAUUCUCAGUGCUCUUCUGCGGCACCUUCACACCUCAGGUUGGUCUGAGAAGUAACUCUGUACAUUUGUAA